UUGUAUGUUUACCUACAUGCUACGUUGAACUGGAUUCACCGGUUUUACGCAUGUGCGGUUAAAUAUGUCAGAGCAUGUAACCUACUCAGCCUAUGGUUUAUAUAUGGUGGAGGGGCUUCAGUGGUUAAGUAAUGCCUCACGCGUUAUGUAACUCGCUUGGGAUGGUCGUCACAUUGCGCGUGCACAGUCAGUGGUCUCGCUUCUUGUCCAAUCGUGCGUGUUCUCAGUCAGCACUCAGCUCUCCUCCACCCGACAUCCACCCAGCAGCAGCAGAGCGCAGGCUGCCACCGCCGAGGAACGACCCUUUGUGCUUCACCGACUGACACAUAUCCUUCUGGGAGGAACCACAACAAGACAUCCGGGAAGAAACAGUACGUGAAGCACAAUGGGACCAUUCCAAGAGUAUGAGGAGAAGAAGUCACCAGAGAAAGGAAGCCCCCGCAGUCGCAUCCCACGUUUGGUCCUCCAUCCCUUCAGACCAAAGGACAAAGGCUCUCCUCUGUCCGAUUCACCUUUUUCAGAGGAGGAGGGAAAGGAGUGUGACAUGAGCUCAGACCACUCCAAAAGGACCAUCAGCACCAACAGCUUUUGCUCAGAUGACACCGGCUGCCCCACUAGUCAGUCUGUGUCCCCCUCCAAAACCCCGUCAGGCUCAGAGCAGAGUGACCGCAGCUCGCCCAAACUCCCCGAGCGCAAGACCAAAGUGAAGAGGGUGAGGAUGAUGGCCGAGUGGAGCGGAGAACCACGGAGCUCGCAGAGGCACAAGAGGGAGCUGAGGUCGGCCAUGAAAGCCAGAGCGUACAGACCUCUGCAUGCCAGUGAAUCCCUGAAAGACUAA
Messenger RNA from Notolabrus celidotus (New Zealand spotty), 838 nucleotides. Its product is annotated as syntabulin-like. The transcript has 5 exons. The record is from RefSeq and is a predicted model, not a curated record. The coding region runs from base 386 to 838 and encodes 150 amino acids. Lineage: Eukaryota; Metazoa; Chordata; Actinopteri; Labriformes; Labridae.